Messenger RNA from Xylaria bambusicola, 2127 nucleotides. RefSeq names its product major facilitator superfamily domain-containing protein. Gene Ontology annotation, biological process: transmembrane transport. Lineage: Eukaryota; Fungi; Ascomycota; Sordariomycetes; Xylariales; Xylariaceae. Bases 444 to 1973 code for a protein of 509 amino acids. The record is from RefSeq and is a predicted model, not a curated record. The transcript has 5 exons. Gene Ontology annotation, molecular function: transmembrane transporter activity.
GAUCCGCAGGGUAGAGCCGCCUAGUCUAGGUAUAUUCACAUUAUUUGGGCAUCCUUUCAUUUCUCGAACGCCGUGAUUAUGCAGUUCGUCCACUUAAACCUAGGUAGCUGAACAGAAGUGCUUAUACCACACAGCUGCUUACUCUUUCUCGAUGUUCGUCCUAAAUGUAAUGGGUAGUGUGAAGCGCCUGAGCGAUGUCCGCGGACGGAGCAAACCCUCUGCGGGCCAUCUGACAGAAUCCCUUUCAUCUGAGCCGCGCUUCAAGAUACAUCCGCGGCCAUGUUCGCGGAGCACGGAGAUCAGUAUCUGCUAGUAAGAAAUAAAAGUAAAGACAAUAUGUCUCGGUGCUGAAUUGGAGAGAAUUGCCUAUUUACUGAACCAAGCCGUCAAUGAAAACUCAUCAAUUCCUCGACGCGGCUUGACGACGUGAGACUCCAGUUCAGAUGUCACCCUCACUAGAUUCCACGAUUGACUUGGAGCUUACCGAGGGUUUCGCCGUUCGAGAUGUAGGAAACAAGGACAGCACCGACGUGGAAGCUGGCCGCAUCAGCUUAAGGGCACUCUCCAAGCAAGAGCCUCUUCUGGUAGACUGGUCUGGGCCUGAUGACCCCGAGAACCCGCAGAACUGGCCGGGCAAGAAGAGCUUCGGACAUGUCAUCAUCGUUGCCGUGCUGUCCAUGAUCGUGAAUAUCGCCGCCACCGCCGUGGCUCCCGGUGUCUCCGGCCUAGUGAAGGACUUCCAUAUCCAGAGCGAGACGGUCGCAACUCUAACCGUGACCAUCUACCUGCUUGGUUUCGCCCUCGGCCCGCUCUUCAUCUCUGCCUUCUCGGAGAUGUACGGUCGCUUGGUUGUCUACCACGCCAGCAACUUAGUGUUCAUCGCAUUCGUCAUCGGUUGCGCCUUGAGUCGUAACACCGCCGAGUACUUCGUUUUCCGAUUCAUCUCAGGUUUUGCAGGCGCCGCCCCCGUGACCAUCGGAGGAGGUACCAUUGCCGACGUAAUACCGCUAGAGAAGCGCGGGCUCGCAAGCGCUCUUUUUGGGCUUGGACCUCUUCUCGGACCUGUUAUUGGUCCCGUCGUUGGGGGAUUUUUAUCAGCAGGCCCGGGAUGGCGCUGGACAUUUUGGCUUGUCGCGAUUCUAAGCGGUAUCGCAUCUAUUGGCACUUUUAUUUUCAUGCGCGAAACGCAUCCGAACAUUCUUCUAGAACGCAGAGCUGCCCGACUGCGUCGUGAGACGGGUGACCUAGCGAUCAAAUCCAAAUUCGACAAGGGCCUGAAGGGGAGCCAGGUCCUGUUCGCGUCGCUGGUUCGCCCAACCCAACUCCUGAUUUUCUCGCCGGUCGUGCUCAUCAUGUCAAUUUUCGUCGCUCUCGUCUUCGGCUUACUUUACCUACUAUUUGCAGCAUUCUCCCCCUUGUUCGAGGACAUUUACGGCUUCAGUACCGGCGUUUCAGGGUUAUCUUACCUAGGUAUCGGCAUUGGUGAGCUUGUUGGUCUCGUCGUGUUCGGGGCGUUAAGCGACAAGAUAUUACAGAAGCGCAUGGCAGCCGACAAAACCUCUGAGCAUAAACCAGAAUAUAGACUCAUCAUGAUGAUCUGGUUUUCGCCUAUCAUCGGUGGGGGACUAUUCCUUUUUGGCUGGACUGCUCAGUACCACAUACAUUGGAUUGUCCCCAUCAUUGGAACUUUCUUGGUCGGAUACGGCUCAUUCUUUGUCAUCCUGCCGUCGCAACUGUAUCUAGUCGACUUAUUUGGCUCCGAGGCCGCCGCCAGCGCGCUCGGGGCUAAUACGCUUCUCCGUUCACUCUCCGGUGCUUUUUUGCCUGUAGCAGGUCCUAGCCUGUUUUCUACUCUGGGCUAUGGUUGGGGAAACACACUUCUAGGGUUUCUCGCCUUGGGCUUUGCUGCAGCCCCGAUCUUUUUCUAUAAGCGAGGGGAAUGGCUGCGCAGCAAGACAACUAUAAAGUUUUGAAUGCAGCUUAGAAACCAUGCCGUGAUCAUCAACUCAGCUUUUGGUAGUUUAGACACGAUCAACAAUAAAGACAUUUAUGAUAUUCAUUGUAUUCUAACGCAGAUUCUUAUAUGAGGGUUCAUGAAGAAUAGCUUCCAAUUGAGCGCUCUUCCGG